Epinephelus lanceolatus (giant grouper) is the source of this 527-nucleotide messenger RNA. Lineage: Eukaryota; Metazoa; Chordata; Actinopteri; Perciformes; Serranidae. The record is from RefSeq and is a predicted model, not a curated record.
AAACUUGGUCAACAAGCCGCCAGUGAAGCAGCUUUCAGCUUCAGCCCGGGACUUCUUCUUCCUCACUUUGGACCGCGGAUUAUCUCUUCAUCUUUACACAACUCGUGCUGCCGGCGGACGCGGAGCUGCUGCGAGAUGCCGCUUCUCCACAGACGAGCCUUCAUCCGGCAGAGACCUCCGGCGGACCUGCGGCCGGACGAGGAGGUCUUCCUCUGCAAGAUCACACACGAGAUCUUCAGGAGCUACGAUGAGUUCUUCGAGCGGACCAUCCUGUGCAACAGUCUGGUGUGGAGCUGUGCUCUGACGGGCAGGGCGGGCCUCACCUACCUGGAGGCAGUGGAGAGUGAGCGGCGGGCGAAGCAGAGCCUGCAGAGCUUCCCUCCGUCUUUGCUGGUCCCUCUGCUCCACCUGGCUGCUCUGAGCCGCCGCUGCAGACUGUCAGAGGUCUGUGAGGAUGUCUACGCCUUCGUCAAAGACCGCUUCUUCCCUGGAGAGACGGUGGAGGUCACAGGACGCAAUGGAGCCAG